Manis javanica (Malayan pangolin) is the source of this 2915-nucleotide messenger RNA. It is a transcript of the gene PDE6B, whose product is annotated as phosphodiesterase 6B. The record is from RefSeq and is a predicted model, not a curated record. Gene Ontology annotation, molecular function: 3',5'-cyclic-nucleotide phosphodiesterase activity; protein binding. Lineage: Eukaryota; Metazoa; Chordata; Mammalia; Pholidota; Manidae. Gene Ontology annotation, biological process: signal transduction.
CACCAUGAGCCUCAGCGAGGGGCAGGUGCACAAGUUCCUGGAAGAGAACCCCAGCUUUGCAGACUGGUACUUUGGGAAGAAGCUGAGCCCCGAGAAUGUGGCCAGCGCCUGUGAGGAGAGGCCCCCUGUGGACUGCACCAGCUUCCGUGAGCUGUGCCAGGUGGAGGAGAGCAUGGCGCUGUUUGAGCUGGUGCAGGACAUGCAGGAGAGUGUGAACAUGGAGCGGGUGGUCUUCAAGAUACUGCGGCGCCUCUGCACCAUCGUGCGUGCUGACCGCUGCAGCCUCUUCAUGUACCGCCAGCGCAACGGCGUGGCUGAGCUGGCCACACGCCUCUUCAGCGUGCAGCCCGGCACUGUCCUGGAGGACUGCCUGGUGCCUCCCGACCAUGAGAUCGUCUUCCCCCUGGACAUUGGGGUUGUGGGCCACGUGGCUCAGACCAAGAAAAUGGCCAAUGUCCGGGAUGUGACCGAGUGCCCCCACUUCAGCGCCUUUGCCGAUGAGCUGACUGCCUACGAAACAAGGAAUAUCCUGGCCACUCCGGUUAUGAACGGCAAGGACGUUGUGGCUGUGAUCAUGGCUGUGAACAAGCUCGACGGCCCAUAUUUCACAAGUGAAGAUGAAGAUGUUUUCUUGAAGUACCUGAAUUUUGGCACAUUAAACCUGAAGAUCUACCACUUAAGCUACCUCCACAACUGUGAGACGCGCCGAGGCCAGGUGCUGCUGUGGUCGGCCAACAAGGUGUUUGAGGAGCUGACAGACGUCGAGAGGCAGUUCCACAAGGCCUUCUACACUGUGCGGGCUUAUCUGAACUGUGACCGAUACUCGGUGGGCCUACUGGACAUGACCAAGGAGAAGGAAUUCUUUGACGUGUGGCCCGUGCUGAUGGGAGAAGCCCAGGCAUACUCAGGCCCACGCACACCCGAUGGCCGGGAAAUCCUCUUCUACAAAGUCAUCGACUACAUCCUCCAUGGCAAGGAAGACAUCAAGGUCAUCCCCACACCCCCAGCUGACCACUGGGCCCUGGCCAGUGGCCUUCCAACCUACGUGGCAGAAAGUGGCUUUAUCUGUAACAUUAUGAAUGCCCCCGCUGAUGAAAUGUUCAAAUUUCAGGAAGAGCCUCUGGAUGACUCUGGGUGGGUCAUCAAGAAUGUCCUCUCCAUGCCCAUUGUCAACAAGAAAGAGGAGAUUGUGGGGGUUGCAACGUUUUACAACAGGAAAGAUGGGAAGCCCUUUGAUGAGCAGGAUGAAGUCAUCAUGGAGUCCCUCACGCAGUUCCUGGGCUGGUCGGUGCUGAAUGCCGACACCUACGACAAGAUGAACAAGUUGGAGAAUCGCAAGGACAUCGCCCAGGACAUGGUUCUGUACCACGUGAAAUGUGACAAAGAUGAGAUCCAGGCCAUCUUGCCAACCAAAGAGCACCUGGGGAAGGAGCCUGCUGACUGUGAGGAGGAUGAGCUGGGGGAAAUCUUGAAGGAAGUGCUGCCGGGGCCCAAGAAGUUUGACAUCUAUGAGUUCCACUUCUCUGACCUGGAGUGCACAGAGCUGGAACUGGUCAAAUGCGGCAUCCAGAUGUAUUAUGAGCUGGGGGUGGUCCGCAAGUUCCAGAUCCCCCAAGAGGUCCUGGUGCGCUUUCUGUUCUCCGUGAGCAAAGGCUACCGGAGAAUCACCUACCACAACUGGCGCCACGGCUUCAACGUGGCGCAGACGAUGUUCACGCUGCUCACGACCGGGAAGCUCAAGAGCUACUACACGGACCUGGAGGCGUUGGCCAUGGUGACCGCCGGCCUGUGCCACGACAUCGACCACCGCGGUACCAACAACCUGUACCAGAUGAAAUCCCAGAACCCCUUGGCCAAGCUCCACGGCUCCUCCAUUCUGGAGCGGCACCACCUGGAGUUCGGCAAGUUCCUGCUCUCGGAGGAGACCCUGAACAUCUACCAGAACCUGAACCGGAGGCAGCACGAGCACGUCAUCCACCUCAUGGACGUCGCCAUCAUCGCCACCGACCUGGCGCUCUACUUCAAGAAGAGGACCAUGUUCCAGAAGAUUGUGGACGAGUCUAAGAACUACGGGGACAGGAGGAGCUGGGUGGAGUUCCUGUCCCUGGAGACCACGAGGAAGGAGAUCGUCAUGGCCAUGAUGAUGACGGCCUGUGACCUGUCUGCUAUCACCAAGCCCUGGGAGGUCCAGAGCAAGGUGGCUUUGCUGGUGGCAGCUGAGUUCUGGGAACAAGGUGACUUGGAAAGAACAGUUCUGGAUCAGCAGCCCAUUCCCAUGAUGGACAGGAACAAGGCAGCCGAGCUCCCCAAACUGCAGGUUGGCUUCAUCGACUUCGUGUGCUCAUUUGUGUACAAGGAGUUUUCCCGUUUUCACGAGGAGAUCCUGCCCAUGUUCGAACGGCUGCAGAACAACAGGAGGGAGUGGAAGGCCCUGGCCGAUGCGUACGAGGCGAAGGUGAAGGCCCUGGCGCAGCAGGAAGAGGAGAGGACCACGGCCAAGAAAGGGGGCACAGAAAUUUGCAAUGGUGGCCCAGCACCCAAGUCUUCAACCUGCUCCAUCCUGUGAGCCUCCAGAGGGAAGGUUCCCUCCCACCACACGCCCACUGGGACUCGGCCUCUAACCAUUUGGUGCAAGAGGUUAGGACACCCAAGAAAAUGAUUGAAGAGAAUUUUGGCUAGUUUGAAAUUUUAAGGUUUGUUUUUAUUAACUGAAGCCAACUACAAAUGAACAGAUAACCUUACACUCACCCACCUUCUGGACACAGAGACCUCGAGAAGCACCUGUGAGCCGUGUCUGCAGGCACUAGGGGACAGAAUGCACAACUGCACACGUGAUGUACAUAUAGAUGCUAUCUCUCAUCUGACUUAGGAAAAACACAUGACCAGAAAUUUAGAAUAAAAUGAAAAGGAAACAA